UUCAAAUAUGACUUUCCAUUCCUAAUUUAAGAUUGUGAACAGUUUAGGGCCAUAGGUUUUGGUUAGUGGUGAUUGUGGGAAGCCCACUAGGUGCGCCUUUGUUGGUCAGCCGACGUAUAGUCCAAAUUGGUUUGAUACAUUUGAACCCCAACAAUGGAGUUGACAAACAUCAACUCAAAUCACUAUCGUUUUAUCUCACUAGUUUUACAUAUUUGGUGAUAUGGAAAUAAAUUAAGAUAUAUAGAUUAUCAUGUAUGUUUUAAUUUUUUGUGCAAUUGUCAAUGCUGAGUCGCUGACUUAAAAGAGGAGACUAAAAGUUGUUUUUAUGUUUACAUUACAAGUCAUCUUCACAUAUACCAAUUAGUGGUGGGUAGCUUGAUUGACCAAGCCUAUAGAAACCAAGUUUAAUGCAAAGGUAAUAUGAUCACAGAGUUUAUCCACUUCGAUCACAAACUUUUCAUUCAUUUGAAUACAAAAUUCCGUAAAAAAAAACAAUAAAAAAAAAAACGUGACAUUAUCUUCCGAUAUAAUAUAUAAUCCAACGGGGGUGCAUCUUACUGCCAUAGUAUUUUGGAGAGAUGGAAAUUGGUAUUAUUGUGAGCUUAUUUUUAUUAUUAUUAGGCUUCAGUAACAAUAAGUGCUGUUUGGGUGAAAUUGGCACUGCCUCAUCCUAUGGUCCUCCUUAUACACCUACGAGAUGCAAUGGCAACCAAGGAGAUCAAUUUCCACUGGGGAAUUUAUUUGUAUCAGUGAGUGAAGGACUAUGGGAUAAUGGGGCGGCAUGUGGUAGGCGUUACAGAUUGAAGUGUUUGAGUGGAAAUAAUAAACCGUGUAAAGGUGGCACAAUUGAUGUUAAGGUGGUCGAUUUUUACUCCAAAAGACCAUGUCCUUCAACGAUUGUCUUGUCAAAUGAUGCAUUUUCUGCCAUUUCCAAAACUCAAAGGGGAAAAAUUAACGUUGAAUAUAUUGAGAUCUAACAUGAACCCCUAGUGUUUUUGUUUUGCAAAUUGUGGAAGUUUCAAUCUUUGAUGAGUCGCGGAUUGUAUCCUUUCCGCGAGCAUAUAAAAGUUAUGAGUAUAAAAUAAAUGUUGUUUAUUUUGUGGGUGGAGGGGUCCGAUUAUUCAGUUAGAUAGAACAAUAAAGGUUGUAAUCACAUACAUGGAUUUUUUGAAGCUUAAAUCCACGAAAGCUUGAAGAU
Molecule: messenger RNA, 1198 nt
Organism: Lactuca sativa (garden lettuce)
Lineage: Eukaryota; Viridiplantae; Streptophyta; Magnoliopsida; Asterales; Asteraceae
Product: EG45-like domain containing protein 2
Source: RefSeq, a predicted model, not a curated record